Messenger RNA from Leucoraja erinaceus (little skate), 3088 nucleotides. RefSeq lists its product as uncharacterized. The coding region runs from base 329 to 2164 and encodes 611 amino acids. The transcript is spliced from 6 exons. Gene Ontology annotation, biological process: positive regulation of MAPK cascade; cell surface receptor protein tyrosine kinase signaling pathway. Gene Ontology annotation, cellular component: cytoplasm. NCBI's taxonomy places the organism in Eukaryota, Metazoa, Chordata, Chondrichthyes, Rajiformes, Rajidae. The record is from RefSeq and is a predicted model, not a curated record.
UGCCUCCAGUCAAGGUGGCAGAUCAGAGUCCCUGCUUGAUUUAUGUUGAUUUAUGACAAGGUCAAACCCAAAGAUCCUAUCCUAGAGGAGCUAGUAUCUUUGGUCAAAACUAACCGAUGUCUAGGUUAGCUGCUAACAGAAACAUAGAUCAGAACUCAUAUGGUACAACAUGUAUUUAUAACUUCCAUCUGUAAACAAUGGUAACUUGGUAUCACCCCAGUUACUUCGACAGGUGAAUUAUUGCUUUGUAUUUAACGAACGGAAACUGGCUGCGGAAAUGAAGCCACAAUAAGUAAAAUCCGCCUCUGCAAACGAUGCAACGCAUAGCAUGGAGGACACGGUGAAGGAAGGUUUGCUUUACAUGCAGCAGAAUAAGUUUCGGAAGAAAUGGAAAAGAGUUUGGCUCUUCCUGUAUCCUCAGAGCAACCAGUCGCUUGCUCGCCUUGAGUACUUUGAGUUCAAAGAGGGCUCAUUUUUAUCAGAUAAGCACGUCAACAGAAGGAUGGACAGAAAGAUGAUCCGAAUGACGGACUGUGUAAGGAUAGUUGAGAUCGCUGAGUACUCUUCCAAAGAUUCAAGCGCCUUUUCGGUGGAGACGACCACAAAGGUUUAUACAUUUUCAACUGGAAAAUCGGACUGCAUGGAAUGGGUACAGAAACUCUCAGAGGUUGCAUUUCAGGCAAAUGCAGAUUCUGUUCCUACAUUAGUUCCAAGCCCCAGAAUGAGGCGCUGGGGAAAAUUUGUAACUUCACAUUCCAUUUCUGGUCAGCAAGUUAAUGAAUUGCACAUUCAUGCGCACAUGAGAAGAAUUUCAAAGCUUGCUUCCAUUUUCAUGGGGAACUUCUGGCAGAAUGGCUGGGAUUCUUCUCCUUCUCAAGAGGAUUCAGACGAUAUAGCCGUGCGAAUGAAAGAAAAUGAACUCUACAGUUCACACGAAGGAGUGAACGAGUAUAAAGUUUCAAUAAGAAAUACAGAUGCUUCUGAGAGAUGUGACCUGAAAGGAAUGUAUCUUCUCAAGGCAGAAAAAGAUGCACUGAUUUUAAAAAGUAUCAGUCCUGAACAACUGGUAUGCGAGUGGCCUUAUAAGUAUCUAAGGAGAUUUGGUGGUGACAAGAGAAUGUUUUCAAUUGAAUCUGGAAGGAGGUGCAAAUCUGGUCCAGGCAAGUUUGAAUUUGAAACCAACCAAGGAAAACAGAUUUUCACAUCCGUAAAUGCUGCUGUAAGUGCUCAAAAGUCCAACAAUGAAGAGGAGCGAUGCAAUUCUGACACCUUAGAAAGCUACAAUUUAAUUGCCGCGGAUUCUGCUACUCACAGGCUAUAUUCAGAUUGUAUAAAGGAGCAAACGGCCAUAAACAAAUCUCGAAUAUCCAAAAGAUUAUCUUCUGUGAUAUCAAAUGUUUCCGAAGGAAUGCAGAAUUUGCAUUGUGAUGCUUUCCCCGAUAAUCAGACACGUAGUCCACUAAGUAAGUCACCAGUCAGGUUUCAGUACAGUUUCCCAUCACCACCUCUACUUGGAUUGCAUAGUGAUGUAACUGCUAAGUUAUCAACAGAUACGCUAGAAAAUAGGAACACACUAUAUUCAGAAUCAAAUCCAGGAGAGAUUCACUCGACACUUCCUUUGGAACCACCAAGCAGUAAUAAAUCCAUAUCAAGACAAGUAGGAAAGCAGCAAAGUAGCUUUACAUCUCGCAAAGGGAAUAGCCAACUAAACCAAAUUAAUGGGCCUUUAGUUACGUUUCCCAGCCAAGCCCAUUCAUCCAACAAUGAGAAUAAUUUUGUUGAAAAGAAAAUUCCUUCCAUUGUAACGACCGUGCAUCCUGAAGCUCUUUAUGAUACGGUGUAUAGUGGAUCUGAUGUACCAAAUUCCAAAAAUCCACUUUGCCAGAUAUCAUGUAGCAAGAAGAAUGAGCACAUAUAUGAAGUUAGCGAUGAUUGUUUACUUUACGAUGAAGCUAAAGAAUUGAGCGCAGCAUGGAAAACACAAGGCAGGUCGAAUGACUUUGGUUAUGAAUAUCCAUACAAUCCUUCUGCAGAUGACUAUGCUGUGCCAAAACAGGCAAUUAAAGAUGCUCCUCUCAGACCACCUAAAAAUGUACCAUCUUCAAAGAGAAAAUCGCAAAGCAAUUAUUAUGUCAAUGUGGAUUCAAUCAUUUCUAAUAGGUAGAUAAGCAUUUAAACAUAAUCUGUUAUAUAUAUUAUUUGUAUAAAUACUGUACAAAUGUCAAGCAGUGGGUUCUAUGUUAAGCAGAUUGUAGGCUUGGAUUUGUCGAGAUGGAACUGUAGGCUUGGAUUUCUAAGCAAUAUUGUACCAUAAAAAUGACAAUAUCUUUGGGAUAUUUUUAGUAUGCACUGUUUUGUCAGAUUUAGCCUCCCACAAAAAAACUAUCGUCUUUGCAACCAUCACCAAAUUAGUCAAGAAAUAUCAUUUGAAUUGAUAUGAACAAACAAAGUAAAACUGUUAUUCUGGUAUAAUACCUUGAAAAUUACUGACUUUGCUGCUUGAGGUCUAAGUUUUUAAUGGUGUGGUACACCAAAAUUCCUGUACUUUAUAUACCUCAAACAUAAAUUUGAGAUAUGUGAUUUGUAAAUCCUUGAUAAAAAUAAGUUUAAAAUUAUUAUUCAACUGUUCAACUUUUUUUCAGUUAUGUAUGCAUUCCAAUAUUUAAUUAAUAUCUGGUAAAAUGUUUAGGAAAUCAAUUUUGAAGAUUGCUUCCAGGGUUACACUGUGAAUAAUUAAUUGAUUCCUCGGCCAGCUUGCCUGAUGGGUGCAAAGGAUCAUCAUGAAUUGAUGCCCAACAAUAAUUAAAGACCAGUCCAUGCAUGAUCUUUGUGGGUAGCUUCUUUGGGGUCAAUGGUUAUGUCAUUGUUUAUUGCUUAUGGAUCUGUGUAAACUGUAUGUGCACUUCUCAAUCUCUCUCAUCUGUGGCUGUCAUCAUUGUACUUCAUCUUGCUGCUUUGUCUUUCAGAUCAUCCAAUUGGAAAUUUCUAUAUAUAAUAUAUAUAUAUAUGUGACUAUUUUUUUGUAAGGCAUACUUUUGUAUUUGCAAUGCUGAAAUCACAGGAAAAAUAUAGAUUUUUCGAAACAGUU